This is a messenger RNA of Archocentrus centrarchus (flier cichlid), 7936 nucleotides long. It is a transcript of the gene atp2b2, whose product is annotated as ATPase plasma membrane Ca2+ transporting 2. Gene Ontology annotation, cellular component: intracellular membrane-bounded organelle; plasma membrane; postsynaptic density membrane. The record is from RefSeq and is a predicted model, not a curated record. NCBI's taxonomy places the organism in Eukaryota, Metazoa, Chordata, Actinopteri, Cichliformes, Cichlidae. Gene Ontology annotation, biological process: calcium ion transmembrane transport; regulation of cytosolic calcium ion concentration. The transcript is spliced from 23 exons. The coding region runs from base 845 to 4711 and encodes 1288 amino acids. Gene Ontology annotation, molecular function: PDZ domain binding; ATP hydrolysis activity; P-type calcium transporter activity.
UCUCUCUCUCUCUUUCUCAUUCUGUCAGUUAGUGUGUCCUCAGAAUGAGGUUAGCAGCACCAGUAGCAGCAGCAGCAGCAGUAGAUAGAGACAGCAGAGGAACAGUUACUGCAGCAGCCAGGAGAGGCUGUCCUUCAGCCGUGCACCAUCUACCGCUGCAUUCACCCCUGCCCUGAGAACGCAACACUCAUCUCUGUGCUCUCUUUCUGCAUCUCUCCCUGCUCCUCCCUCACCUUCUGUCCUCCUUGAAAUUCGUCUUUUUGAAUUUGCCUCCUUUCUCUCUCUCUUCCUCUGUUUCUCUGUAGCAGUGAUGGGGGAGACCACCAUGUAGAGACAGAGAGGCAGCGGAGGCAACAGCAGAACAGCAGCAAUGGGAAGCCACACAUGGAGCGGGUCUGGACUGCAGCCGUGGUGAGCCUGAGACUGACAGGACUUGCAUCUACCAUCAUUGCCCUUCUCAGGACCUGACCACUGGGGCUGUCCAGUGCUUACCUGGAUGCUCCCCACUUGUAUUUUUUCAUCCCCUCCGCUUCUCCUCCUCUGCUGCGCUCUCUCCUCUUCCUCUUUUCUUCUCUUUGAUGGUUUUUAGUCUGCUGAAAUCUGUCGUUCCUGAAACAGAGAAGCUAUUCGUCAAUUUACCCAAACGGAUUUUUUCUGCUUUUUAAUCCUUGUAUCUGCUUACUUUUCUCUGACAAGAUUUUUUUCUUCUUUUUGUUGCUGUUGCCUCAUUCACACCUAUUUUGGAUUUUUUUUCUCCGAAGAGACUGAGCUCUCUUGUGAAAGCUUUUGUUUGAUCUAUAAGCAAUAAGAAACACUAAUCUAACUGACUUAACUAGCUGGCAUCAUGGGAGACAUGUCCAACAGCGAUUUUUAUGCCAAGAACCAAAGAAAUGAGGGCAACCAUGCAGCAGCCUUUGGCUGCUCGCUCAUGGAGCUGCGCUCGUUGAUGGAGCUGCGUGGAACAGAGGCGGUGGUCAAGCUCCAGGAGGACUACGGGGGAGUAGAAGGACUGUGCAAACGACUGAAAACCUCACCCACAGAAGGUCUUGCAGGUGCCCAAACUGACCUGGACAAGAGAAAAGAAAUAUUUGGUAAAAACCUGAUACCUCCAAAAAAGCCAAAAACCUUCCUGCAGCUGGUAUGGGAGGCCCUGCAGGAUGUCACCCUCAUCAUCCUGGAGAUUGCUGCCCUGAUCUCCCUGGGCCUUUCUUUCUACCACCCUCCUGGAGAAAGUGGCGGAGAGUCCUGCGGCGCAGCAGCAGGCGGAGUGGAAGAUGAGGGUGAGGCAGACGCUGGUUGGAUUGAGGGUGCUGCCAUCCUGUUGUCCGUAGUGUGUGUGGUGCUUGUGACAGCCUUCAAUGACUGGUCAAAGGAGAAGCAGUUUCGUGGACUGCAGAGCCGCAUUGAGCAGGAGCAGAAAUUCCAGGUGGUCCGUGGUAGCCAGGUCAUCCAACUGCCUGUGGCUGAUAUAGUGGUGGGGGAUAUCGCCCAGAUCAAAUAUGGUGAUCUGCUUCCUGCUGAUGGAGUGUUGAUCCAGGGUAAUGACCUGAAGAUUGAUGAGUCAUCACUGACUGGAGAGUCUGACCAUGUCAAGAAGUCUGCAGAUAAGGACCCAAUGUUGCUGUCUGGGACCCAUGUGAUGGAGGGGUCAGGGCGCAUGGUGGUGACUGCUGUUGGUGUCAACUCUCAGACUGGAAUCAUCUUUACACUGCUAGGGGCUGGCGUAGAGGAAGAGGAGAAGAAAGAAAAGAAAGGAGGGGCAGUGGAAGACGGACACCAGAAUACAGACUGCUCCCAUCCCCCUAUCCACCCCAUCGCAACUAUAGCCACGGAUGGGGCUGCAGGCAUUAAUGCCCCUGGCAGUGCCAGCCUAAUUAAUGGUAAAAUGCAAGAUGGCAAUAUGGAGAGCAACCAGAUUAAAGUGAAGAAGCAGGAUGGAGCAGCUGCCAUGGAGAUGCAGCCUCUAAAGAGUGCUGAAGGCGGAGAGGCUGACGAGAAAGAGAGGAAGAAAGUGUCAGCUCCAAAGAAAGAGAAGUCUGUGCUGCAAGGGAAGCUAACCAAACUGGCUGUCCAGAUUGGCAAAGCAGGUUUGCUCAUGUCUGCCAUUACAGUUAUCAUCCUGGUCCUGUACUUUGCCAUUGACAACUUUGUGAUGCAGAAGCGCCCUUGGAUGCCAGAGUGCACUCCCAUCUACAUCCAGUACUUUGUCAAGUUCUUCAUCAUUGGUGUAACUGUUUUGGUGGUGGCUGUCCCGGAGGGGCUGCCGCUUGCUGUCACCAUCUCUCUGGCCUAUUCUGUUAAGAAAAUGAUGAAAGACAACAACCUGGUGCGUCACUUGGAUGCAUGUGAAACAAUGGGCAAUGCUACAGCCAUCUGUUCUGACAAGACAGGCACGCUAACUACCAACCGCAUGACAGCUGUGCAGUUAUACGUUGGUGAUGUACAUUACAAAGAGAUACCAGAUCCUGGAGUUCUGCCACCCAAAUCAUUGGAUUUACUUAUCAAUGCCAUCUCAAUCAACAGCGCCUAUACCACAAAGAUACUGCCCCCAGAUAAGGAAGGCGGUCUCCCGAAACAGGUGGGCAACAAGACAGAGUGUGGCCUGCUGGGACUAGUCUUGGACCUGAAGCGGGAUUACCAGCCAAUAAGAAACCAGAUCCCAGAGGAGAAGCUUUACAAAGUCUACACCUUCAACUCUGUCAGGAAGUCGAUGAGCACUGUCAUAAAGCUGCCUGAUGGUAGCUUCCGCAUGUACAGCAAGGGAGCCUCUGAGAUUGUACUCAAAAAAUGCAGCCAUAUCCUAAACGAGGUGGGUGAACCAAGGGUUUUCCGUCCACGAGACAAGGACGAGAUGGUGAAGAAAGUGAUUGAGCCCAUGGCGUGUGAUGGCCUGAGGACCAUCUGUGUGGCAUACCGUGACUUUUCCAGCAAUCCUGAGCCCAACUGGGAUGAUGAGAACAGCAUCCUGAAUGACCUCACAGCCAUCUGUGUUGUCGGAAUAGAGGACCCCGUCAGGCCAGAGGUGCCCGAUGCUAUUCAAAAGUGCCAGCGUGCAGGCAUCACAGUGCGUAUGGUGACAGGAGAUAAUAUAAACACAGCCCGGGCCAUAGCCAUCAAGUGUGGUAUAAUCCACCCAGGAGAGGACUUCCUGUGCAUUGAUGGCAAAGAGUUCAACAGGAGGAUCCGCAAUGAGAAAGGAGAGGUGGAACAGGAGCGUAUUGAUAAGGUUUGGCCUAAACUCCGAGUACUGGCUAGAUCAUCCCCAACCGACAAACACACACUCGUAAAAGGGAUUAUUGACAGCACUAUGGCAGACCAGAGGCAGGUGGUGGCUGUGACAGGAGAUGGGACCAACGAUGGGCCUGCUCUAAAGAAAGCUGACGUUGGAUUUGCCAUGGGUAUUGCUGGUACAGAUGUGGCCAAGGAAGCGUCCGAUAUCAUUCUUACUGAUGAUAACUUCAGCAGCAUCGUGAAAGCAGUUAUGUGGGGCCGAAAUGUCUAUGACAGCAUCUCCAAGUUUCUUCAGUUCCAGCUUACUGUCAAUGUUGUGGCUGUCAUUGUGGCUUUCACUGGUGCCUGCAUCACACAGGACUCUCCUUUGAAAGCAGUGCAGAUGUUGUGGGUGAACCUUAUCAUGGAUACUUUUGCAUCCCUGGCUCUGGCGACAGAGCCUCCCACAGAGUCUCUGCUUAAGAGGAAGCCAUACGGUCGCAAUAAGCCUCUGAUCUCCAGCACCAUGACAAAGAACAUCUUAGGACACGGAGUCUAUCAGCUCAUUAUUAUCUUCACACUGCUCUUUGUUGGUGAGCAGAUUUUUGACAUCGACAGUGGCCGCAAUGCUCCUCUUCACUCUCCUCCCUCUGAACACUACACCAUCAUCUUCAACACUUUUGUCAUGAUGCAGCUGUUUAAUGAGAUAAAUGCCCGCAAAAUCCAUGGAGAGAGGAAUGUUUUUGAUGGCAUCUUCAGGAACCCCAUCUUCUGCUCUAUUGUUUUUGGCACAUUUGCUGUGCAGAUUGUGAUUGUGCAAUUUGGAGGGAAGCCAUUCAGCUGUCAACCUCUAAACUUGGAAAAGUGGAUGUGGUGUGUUUUCCUUGGUCUGGGAGAGCUUGUGUGGGGACAGGUGAUAGCCACCAUACCCAAUAGCAGGCUGCGCUUCCUGCGGCGGGCAGGGCAGUUAACUCAGAAAGAUGAGCUGCCAGAGGAGGAUGUUAAUGAAGAAAAUGAGGAGAUCGACCACGCAGAGAGGGAAUUGAGGAGAGGACAGAUCCUGUGGUUUAGAGGACUCAACCGCAUUCAGACUCAGAUUGAAGUAGUCAACACCUUCAAGAGUGGCACCUCCUUUCAGGGGGCGGGGGCUCUGAGACGCCAGUCAUCCACCACCAGCCAGACCCAGGAUAUCCGAGUUGUGAAUGCAUUCCGUAGCUCCCUCUAUGAAGGCCUGGAAAAACCAGACUCCAGAACAUCCAUCCACAACUUCAUGACACAUCCCGAGUUUAGGAUAGAAGACUCCACACCUAACAUCCCCCUUAUUGAUGACACGGACGAUGAUUCUGCUCGUAGAAGGAGGAAGUACUCUAGCCAGCCCUCGUCCCCUAACAAGAACAACAACGCCAUUGACAGUGGCAUUAAUCUCACUAUCGAUACCAGUAAAUCAGCUGCUUCCUCCAGUCCUGCCAGUCCUCUGCACAGCUUGGAGACCAGCCUCUAACCCUGAUCCUAAACUCAGCUCUAACCUCUAAUGUUGAUUCCUCACAUUGUGGGGGCACCUCCUUCAAUUCCUCCAGACCUUUAACUGUAACCAUACAAGUCUUCACCCCAAAAUGUUCACCCAUUUCUCAACUUUGAGUCCCCCAAACCACCAUAUACCACUGACACAGGGCAUGUCCUGGGGGGAAAAAAUGUCCAUCAUUCUCCCUUAACCUAGAGCCCUUAAAGCGCUCUGCUCCUUUCAAAGUGGAGAAAAUCUAAGUAAUAUGUCAAGGUGAAAAGAAAAGCAAACUAGCAUACAAUCAAAAAAGCGCAACAAAGCCACAAAACCUACACAGCCAUCCUGUUCUUGUGGUUGUAUGAAUACGGUGGCAGUCAUGGUGGUGUGUAUGACAAUAUACUUGUACUGGUUAGCAUGUACUGUAUAAGCGUGGGUCUGACUGCACAGAUGUAUGAACGGUGUCUUUAGCAGCACUGGGAGGUGGACGAUGAGGAGGGAGACUGCUGAGGAGUCAAAAUCACAGAAGAGGACAGACUUUAAACUCUGCUUACACUCCCUCUCCUCAACAAAAAACAUUGUUAAUACUGAUAAUAGUUUAAAUUAAAUUGAAACGAUAUUGUUAUUAUUCUAAUUCUGAUUCUGAUUAUUAUCGUUAUUAUUAUUGUUGCUCCUGCAUGAAUGUACAUUACCCAGGUUUUAUUUAAAAGGGUUUUAAUUUUAUUGGAGUUCUUUGGUUCUGAUGGGCUAGGCCUCACUGUGGACUGCAAUUUUAAAGACAGCUUCUCUGAGUUUCCGGCCUGCAAAGUUCCCUCUUCUGUGUGGCAUGAACAUGUACCCAACUGUAUAAAUUUAUUUCAUCCAUAAACAGAAAUGUGUAUUGAGGUGGUAGGGCUCAACUUGCACAAUAGUUUUGCACCUGUUGGUAAAGAGGAACACAAAAUAAUAAUAAUGAUGAUAGCAUUUAUGGGAUAUAUUCUAUUAAUAUAAAUACAUAUAAAUAUAUUUAGAGAGAGUUUAUCUUUGUUUGUUGGCAUGUUGCCUUGUUCCUGCUUCAGUGGCUCCAAUAACUUUGACUUAUUUAUGUCUUAAAGAGAAUGUAAUUUGUUUACAACCUCGUAGAGAUGAACUUCCUGGUUUCUGGUUUUACAAGGAGAAAGGAGAAAUUGAAGCUCAGAUGGACCAGAGCUGUGUCAGUGUGUUAUUACUGAAAAACCCUGUGCUGGAAUUUGCCUGCUGUCUUGUCAAAUAAUGUAGAUAUUUUUAGAGGUUUAACAACAAAAAGAAACCAAAAUAUAACGGGAUACAUAGUAAAUGUGGAAUCUUAGUAUUACUCUAUAUGAUUGUUGGGAUCAAGUUGGAGUGGCUUGCCUUUGGUUUUUCUAAACAGAGGCCUCCUUUUUGUGACAGAGGGGGAUAUUUAAUUAUUUUUAUCCACUGCUUGUUCUCUUAUGUUGUUGUUUUUUUUUCUGUGCUUCAGCACUGGCCUGGGGUCAGGGCUCGAGUCAAAGGCUGAUAUCAGGACCUUCAUAGUGAACUCUUCUAGAUAAACCUGCUUCUUCAAAGGACUUGAUAUUUUAAAAGAAAUCUAUGACCAUCAAAAGGCUGCAGCUGAGUCAUAUUAGAAAUUUGCAGUUAUAUUUGGCUUACCUGUACCGCACGGAAAUCAAACGAUUUGGUUUAAAACAUGGAAUAUUUUGUGUUGUCUAUUUUUUAUUUGACCUUUGGUUUAUUUUUGUUUAAAGGCAUUUCUUUUCCUCUAGCAGAGACACAUGCAGCCCCACAAAGCUGUUGACAUUUUUAACAUCUAAGAAAACAGAAAAACUGACAAAAAAAAAAAAAUGACAACAAAAAUGGAAUGUUGCUUUGACUCUUUUUCUAUAUAUAUGAAAAAAAGAUUUUCUGCACUAUCUGGUUAUGAAUGAAAACUUCUGUGGUGUAAUUCUAGAUGUGCUUUUGUGUGUUUUAACCAAGCUUGUCUUCCUGCCGUCACAGAAUAUACAGUACUCUAGCAUCUCAACUGUACUCACUAGUUGUAAACUAUUUAUUGUGCUUUGACCAAUCAGACAUUACCAGAGAGAUGUUACAUGCAGAAGGCACAUUUACCCAGUCUUAUUGCACUCAGAAGGACAGGGCCACUUAACUAGCCUGUACUAUUGUUAUUUCUAUUACUAACCUAAAUCACUGGCAAGCAUGACGUGAUAGGCUCAUUAUGCAACUUGAAAAAACAAUUUUUCUAAUUUAAAAAAAUCCUAUACGCUACUACAGUAUAUAUGAUCAUUUAUCCAAGAAGUUCUAUCUUUCUUCUUUUGUUUUUUUAAUAUCCUCCUCCUCUGUCAUUUCCCAGCCAAUCUGUCCAUCUGGAGAAGGUGCACAAGCUUUACCAGUCAGCUCAGGCGUGUUGAAAAAGUAACAUGGGCCAUCUGAAUAAAAAUCUGUCUUAUUUAAGUUGAAGGAAAAAAAACAGUUUGGGUUCUAAUAUUUCUGCUUGAAAGCUCUUGAUUUCUUUUUUCUUUCCAUUCUUUUAAAUUGUUUGUCUGUAAAAAAAAAAAAAGUAAAACAAUAAACAAAACAAAAAACGUAAUAGCAUUUUCAAUACUAUAAUUAAAAAAAAAAAGACUUAAGCCAAUAUUCUCAAACCACUUUUACAUCCAGGAGGACAUUCAGCUUUAAGGGGAUGCAAAGAAACCACGUUUAAAAAUAAUCUUUGUAAAUACAGCAAUGAGUCCACUGAGGACAGGAACUCAAAUGCGAACUGGUGUAAAAACAGGAACUCUUCCUGACUACAUCUACCAUGAUGCACCGCAAUGAGUCAUACUGCCAAUGCAGCUGUUUGGCUGUAUGCAAUCAAUCACUGCUCCUGUCAGAAAACAUUGUGAUUUCAUCCCAAUCAUAACACGUGCUGUAAGAACCAAUAACUUUGAUGAUACUGAUGACGAUGAUGAUGAUGAUGAUGAUGAUGACAGUGAUGAUGAUAAUGAUGAUGAUGAUGAUGAUAACAAUGAUACUUCUUGCAAUAUACUCUCACCUGCCUCGAUGUACUGUAUUUAGCAGCAUGCAGUUUGUGGAACAAAGAAAAAGAGAAAUGCCAACAGAUAACUUUUUGGCAUACUUAGCCAUUUAUGGGUAAGUGAUUUAUGUGUUCAUCUUGUUUUUAUGAUAUUUUUUUUUUUUAUCUAUACAAUAAUUGUAAAUAAAGAACUCAUUGUCUUUGUUCAUUUACUACUA